Molecule: messenger RNA, 1799 nt
Organism: Juglans microcarpa x Juglans regia
Lineage: Eukaryota; Viridiplantae; Streptophyta; Magnoliopsida; Fagales; Juglandaceae
Product: glucan endo-1,3-beta-glucosidase 14-like
Exons: 2
Coding region: 451-1710 (419 amino acids)
Biological process (GO): carbohydrate metabolic process
Cellular component (GO): plasma membrane
Molecular function (GO): hydrolase activity, hydrolyzing O-glycosyl compounds
Source: RefSeq, a predicted model, not a curated record
UGCUAAAAAUCAUGUCCAACUGGGUGCAAUACAAAUGUUCUUCCUAGCCAUUUUUUUUCUUUUUUUUUUCCUUUGAAACAAAACAAGUACAGCCUGGAUGGGUUAUUCUGCAGCAUUUGUAUCGUUACCUCUGUUUUAUAAGCAAUCAGAGUUAUUUGCUUCUUCUUCUUUCUUUUAAUUAACAGCCCUGUUUUUCGAUACAAGGGAAGCUUUUAUAAAUGGAUAUGCAUUUUUCUGAGUUUCUAUCACUUGGGUUCAGUGCUUGUUCUCUCUCCUUUCCCAUCUCUGGAAUAUGCCAAUUUUUCUGAACUCUGAUGAUGGAUUGCUUAUUGUCGCUGUUACUUGGAAAUGCUUGUUUUCAUGCCCCCAAAUCUAUUCUUGUCAUUGGGAUUUAGUCUUUUUCAGUUGUUGAAGACUAAUUGCUGGAUCGGAGAAAUGUUUUCUUGAUAAAUGAGAUAUAUUUUUGACACCUUCAUCAACUUUAACUUUCUUCUGGGUUCAUCUGCAGAUGAUAUGAAUUUAAAAUAUUGGCCAAACAAGUGGUGUUAUAAUUCAUAUCUGGUUUUCAUUUUUGAUCUGUAUGCUGUUCUUCAUACCUUUCUAACUCUGUUCCUCGCACUUUCAGAUUCAUUUGUCCAAAUUUUCAGCAUUGGAAUGGGAAUUAACUAUGGACAGAUAGCGAACAAUCUCCCAUCUCCCUCUCGUGUUGCCAUCCUCCUUGGAUCUCUCAACAUCAGUAGAGUGAAACUCUACGAUGCCGAUCCAAAUGUCCUGCUUGCCUUCUCCAACUCGAAUGUUGAUUUCAUUGUUGGGCUAGGAAAUGAGUAUCUCCAAAGCAUGACGGAUCCCAUUAAAGCUCAGAUUUGGAUUGAACAGCAUCUGUUACCCCACCUUACUCGAACCAAGAUCAAUUCCAUCCUUGUGGGAAAUGAGGUUUUCAGCAGCAAUGACUCUCAUUUAUUCUCUUAUCUCCUCCCAGCAAUGCAAACAGUAUAUCGUGUUCUUGUCAAUCUUGAACUAGAUAAGCAAGUUGCUGUCACAACUGCUCAUUCUCUUACCAUUUUAGGAAACUCCUACCCUCCUUCAGCUGGAACUUUUAGGGAAGAUCUUGCUCAAUAUAUCCAACCCCUUUUGAAAUUUCAUUCUGAGAUCAAUUCUCCGUUCUUGAUAAAUGCAUAUCCAUAUUUUGCAUACAAGGAUAACCCAGAUCAGGUAUCCUUAGAGUAUGUGCUGUUUCAGCCCAACCAAGGGAUGAUUGAUCCUAACACGAAUCUGCACUAUGAUAACAUGUUGUAUGCUCAAAUUGAUGCUGUCUAUUCGGCAAUGAAAGCAAUGGGGCAUACGGAUAUUGAGGUUAGAGUUUCGGAGACCGGUUGGCCAUCUAAGGGGGAUGCUAACGAGGCAGGAGCUACACCACAGAACGCAGGAUUAUACAAUGGUAACUUGCUGCAGAGAAUAGCACAGAGGCAAGGUACUCCAGCAAAACCGUCAACUCCGAUUGAUGUACACGUUUUUGCUCUUUUUAAUGAGAACUUAAAGCCUGGACCGGCGUCAGAGAGGAACUAUGGCCUCUACUAUCCUGAUGGUACACCAGUUUACAACAUCGGAUUGCAGGGCUAUCUCCCAGAGUUUAUCUCAGCAUCUGAUAAGAAUGCUUUGUCUAUCUUCAGCUCUCUGGUCUUCCUCAUUGCAUGCUUCAUCUGUGCGUAAGCACUUGUAAAUCUUUCAGAGGGCAAGAGAUAUCAAGGGAGGAAGAGAAAUUUCUGGAGAUCAUUCCAAUGCAAGAGGAGUUACCGUAG